Molecule: messenger RNA, 1227 nt
Organism: Cheilinus undulatus (humphead wrasse)
Lineage: Eukaryota; Metazoa; Chordata; Actinopteri; Labriformes; Labridae
Product: GATA zinc finger domain-containing protein 14-like
Source: RefSeq, a predicted model, not a curated record
CAGUCACACCAACAACAAUCACAACAACAGUCACACCAACAAGAAUCACAACAACAGUCACACCAACAAGAGUCACAACAACAGUCACAAAUACAACAAUCACAACAACAGUCACAACAACAACAAUCACAACAACAGUCACACCAACAACAAUCACAACAACAGUCACACCAACAACAAUCACAACAACAGUCCACAAACAACAAUCACAACAACAGUCACAACAACAACAAUCACAACAACAGUCACACCAACAACAAUCACAACAACAGUCUCACCAACAACAAUCACAACAACAGUCACAACAACAACAAUCACAACAACAGUCACACCAACAACAAUCACAACAACAGUCACACCAACAAGAAUCCCAACAACAAGAAUCAUAACAACAGUCACACCAACAACAAUCACAACAACAGUCACACCAACAACAACCACAACAACAGUCCCACAAACAACAAUCACAACAACAGUCACACCAACAACAAUCCCAACAAGAAUCCCAACAACAAUCACAACAACAGUCACACCAACAACAAUCACAACAACAGUCACAACAACAAGAAUCACAACAGUCACACCAACAACAAUCACAACAACAGUCACACCAACAACAAUCACAACAACAGUCACACCAACAAGUAUCACAACAACAGUUACACCAACAACAAUCACAACAACAGUCACACCAACAACAAUCACAACAACAGUCACACCAACAAGAAUCACAACAACAGUCACAACAACAGUCACACCAACAAGAAUCACAACAACAGUCACAACAACAAGAAUCACAACAGUCACACCAACAACAAUCACAACAACAGUCACACCAACAACAAUCACAACAACAGUCACACCAACAAGUAUCACAACAACAGUUACACCAACAACAAUCACAACAACAAUCACAACAACAGUCACACCAACAAGUAUCACAACAACAGUUACACCAACAACAAUCACAACAACAGUCACACCAACAACAAUCACAACAACAGUCACACCAACAACAAUCACAACAACAAGAAUCACAACAACAAUCACAAUAACAGUCACACCAACAACAAUCACAACAACAGUCACACCAACAACAAUCACAACAACAAUCACAACAACAAUCACAACAACAGUCACACCAACAACAAUCACAACAACAAUCACAACAACAGUCACACCAACAACAAUCACAACAACAAUCACAACAACAGUCACAACAACAGU